GGGGUCUCUGCCAGCGCUUGUUGAACGUCAUUUAGCCCUGUCCGCUCAAUCCUGCCAGAUAUCUUCCUCCGCGCCCGUAGCCCCAACAUAUCUUCUUGAUUAUCUUGUGGGAGGAUGCUAAGCUGCGCAGACUGCGCCAGAGUUGAGACAUUAGAGCUAUCCGAUCCUGCAGCCAACUAUUCAUCAGCAGGGUUUGUUCGCUCCAGCAACCCCCACGCUAUCAGCAUUGUCGCCGGUGCAGCUUGCGCCGAGAGCUCCCGCCUCAUUUCCCGCCCCUCAAUGCGGGCAAUGCAGACAGCGCUGAGGUUGGCAUGCUGUACGGUGUACAAGUGCCUCGAGCAUAACGACUCCGCACAUCUCCAGUCUGCAAAGCUGUGUAACCUCAUGGCCAUGCUUCCCACCUCAGGAUCCGCGGCUACCGCUGCAGACAUCUGCAGCUUACUCCGCGCAAACGAUGUGCGAGCUCGUCAUUAACGCUAACGCGCACCUUCACAUGCUCGAGCUGACAUGCUCCGGUCGUCGGUAGCUUCCGAGGGACCCUAAUGCAACUCAUACCUUGUGAGCCGAUGUGAAGCAUUCAGAGUCAAGGUGCAGCUCAAGCUGCGGUAGGCUGUGACCGCCUCUCUACGACACAACAUCUUUGACUCUUCCCCUAGCUUUUAAAGGCUUCCUCUUCAAGUGGUACUUAAGUAGGCGGCGCCGAAGAAGCAGCUACGGAAGCUCUAAAGGCAAUGGAACUGAAAGUAGAUAUAGUAAACGGUAGG
Baudoinia panamericana UAMH 10762 is the source of this 764-nucleotide messenger RNA. RefSeq lists its product as uncharacterized. Lineage: Eukaryota; Fungi; Ascomycota; Dothideomycetes; Mycosphaerellales; Teratosphaeriaceae. The record is from RefSeq and is a predicted model, not a curated record. The coding region runs from base 115 to 474 and encodes 119 amino acids. The transcript has a single exon.